CAUGCGAUUAUCUGGACCCUCCACAUCUGGCUAUCCGUUGACCAGACAGUCUGCAUCUGGACAUUAUUGAACGGACAAUCCACAUUUGGUCAUUCUAGCUCUUGUUCACCGUACGCACGUGCGCGGGCAGCACAGAUAACCGUAAUCUACGCCGUGUGAACCGUACGACAUUACCUCAGCUUUGCUGACUGGACAGCCAUGGUACACGUACAUAAGGGAGCUAAGAAGAAGGAUGCGACGGCAAUGGGGAAGUUCCUAACCGAACACACGGUCAAGUCAGAGAGACGAGGACUGAGUCUUUUAAAGGUCAUAGUGACAGCUGUUAUCACAGCUUUCCUGUCAUUCGGACUGUUCCAGUAUAUGGACACUCAGGUCCCUGAAGGAGUCACCGAGGUUUGGAGUGCGCGUAUACUGGACACCGCACUCAGGUUUAACGGCAAGGCGAUAUUGAGUCUUCACAACUUUGGUAUUACUGGUGGAGUCAGUUGGUACACCAGGAAACUUGUGGAUGUUGUCCUGACAACCAUGAUCACCGGAAGUCCGCUUGGACUAGGAUCAGAUCCCGAAUUGAAGAUAUACGAUACAGAGUAUGCUGGUGUUGGGGUCCGAGUUUACGAGCCAACGAAAGGUCCCCACACGUCUCGUCGUGCUCUGAUAUACUAUCAUGGUGGAGGCUGGUCCUGGCUGUCAAUUGAUGUGUAUGACCAAGCAACACGAGAGUUGGCAAAAAGGGUUGGAAUGGUGGUAGUUUCUGUUGCAUACAGACAAUCCCCGGAGCACCCUCACCCGAUACCAUUUCACGAUUGUCUAGCAGUUACAGAACACGUCCUGAACAAUGGUAAACAGCUAGGAAUUGAUGCAUCACGCGUAUCUAUUUCCGGUGACAGUGCAGGUGGACACCUCACCGCCGCGGUAGCACUCCGCCUGAAAAAGAAAAUCAAAAUUCAAAUUCCAAUAUAUCCAUGCCUUCAGCUGUUUGAUAUGAAGACACCAUCUUAUAUUGAAAAUAAGAACUACAUUCCGGGAAUGUUGAAUGAUGUAUCUAUGUUGACCUACUGGCUAAACUAUGGGAACAUCAGUUACGACCAUCUUGAGAAGAUCUUAACCAAUCAGCAUACAUCCCCAGCGCUUAAAAAGUCGAAAUAUGCUAAGUAUAUCGGUAAACAAUGGCUGAUGAAGGAGCAUAUAAGAAAUCAGGAUCUUUACAAUGCAGAUCAGCCGACUGACUUUGGAGACGAAGAAUUGUCAGCAAGCCUAGAAAAGACAAUUUUAGAUCCAUAUUUUUCACCAUUGAUGGUGGAUGACAAAGAAAAUACGGAUUUGCCUUUUACUUAUGUGUUAACAGCCGGAUAUGACGUGUUACGUGAUGACGGACUGAUAUACUAUCAGCGGUUAAAACAAGCGGGAGUAAAAGUUCGUCUCGCACACUAUCCUGAAGGGUUCCAUGGGAUGAUAUUUUUCUUUAAAGGUCCUAUGCCAUUUCAAGUAGGGAUACGAGCAAUGGACGAUUUAGUAGAUUUUCUGAAGGCCAACUUGUAAAUACUAAAGACAUUGUAUAACAGAUUGAGAUUUUGUUGUAAAAAUCAAUGUAUUAUAUAUAGAAGAUUGAUGUAAUGUAUGUAUAUUAGAAUAGUUAUUAUAUUGCUAUUAAAAUUAAUCAGAUGUGA
Molecule: messenger RNA, 1667 nt
Organism: Pecten maximus
Lineage: Eukaryota; Metazoa; Mollusca; Bivalvia; Pectinida; Pectinidae
Product: neutral cholesterol ester hydrolase 1-like
Exons: 7
Coding region: 199-1539 (446 amino acids)
Cellular component (GO): membrane
Molecular function (GO): carboxylic ester hydrolase activity
Source: RefSeq, a predicted model, not a curated record